Molecule: messenger RNA, 3695 nt
Organism: Photinus pyralis (common eastern firefly)
Lineage: Eukaryota; Metazoa; Arthropoda; Insecta; Coleoptera; Lampyridae
Exons: 5
Coding region: 299-2947 (882 amino acids)
Molecular function (GO): protein binding
Source: RefSeq, a predicted model, not a curated record
AUUCGGGAAAAUGUAGACGGACUCCCCUUCGUCCUAAAAUGAACUCGACCGACUGCUUUCCCACUAGGACAGCUGAGCAUAGCGUUCGAGUAAAGAAAUGUGCAGGCAGCAGGCAGCGUUCGGGCAGUUUCUCGUAUUAACGGUGCUGCUGUUGUCGUGAAUUUGCCAGUAAUUUUUACAAUAAAGAGUUCGUAGGGAUUAGUUUCUUGUUGUUAAGUGCUACGUGUUUUUUUUAAUUACAAUCGCGCCCGUAUGGGGAGCCGAAGAAAGCAAAUGAAACGAUGAUUGUAAAUAAAUUAUGGGUAAUAACCGGCGGUUAAACAAUGUCGGUUACGUUGUCAUCUAUUUGACAAUAAUAUUGCCGGUAUACGUAAACGGAAAUGGGGAUUUGUGCGUACAGCCCAAUCCGUCGACGCUCAUCUGCCGAAAUGGGCGGGUCGGGGACGUCGUCGUACCACCAAGCGUGGUGUUUCUCAGACUCAUUAACGUAACACACAGUACGACUCUGCAGCUGAAUAACGCGAAAAAAUUAGAAUGGAUUAACAGUAAUUUAAACACGACAGAUUUUCUGGAAUCGCCCGAGAGUUUAGAAUACUUAGAUAUAAGUGGAAAUGACUUCGUGUUUUACGAGGACGAGUGGCCUUUUCAAAAUUUCUCAAAUGUGAGAACCGUUAAUUUGUCUUACAACAAACUUAGUGAUCUUCCACGCAUGGUUUUCGUAGGCUUAAACAUUGAAGAAUUAUGUUUGUCAAAUAAUAAUUUGUACGCGAUUCCCUUUCAAGUUUUUGCUCCCAUGGAGCGCCUUCGAGUAUUAGAUCUGUCGUACAAUUCCAUUGUUAGUUUUUUGGAUCAUUUUUUUUUGUUUAAUAAACGCAUCGAAGUAUUACACUUGAACAAUAAUAACUUGGCUAUACUAACUUCAAACGCACUUGCCGAUUUGACUAACUUGAGGCAACUUGAUUUGUCCAAUAACGCGCUGGUAUACAUAUCAAAAGGACUCUUCGACUCCCUGAAUAACUUGCGGUACUUAAAUUUGGCCAACAAUCCUCUAUCAAAUUUGGCGGCUUGGACAUUUCGUGGCCUCUAUGGAUUGGAAGAGUUGAAUUUGAGCGGAUACGAGAUGAAGCAACUCACGUACGGUUUAUUCCAUUAUAGCCCUCAGAUAAGGUAUUUGACAUUGGACAACACCUCCAUUGAGGUGAUCCACAACACGGAACUGUUGGGACUGAAACAACUGCAAUCGCUACGUAUACGAAACAACACCUUUCUGAAAGAGAUUGAGCCGUACGUAUUACUGGACACUCCAUUCAUCAAACAUCUUGAUAUCCGAGGAAAUAAGUUGGCAUUUUUACCAUUGUCGUUGUCAAACUUAACCCAUAUCGAAUAUCUCAAUAUUGAACGCAAUCCAUGGGGUUGCGAUUGCAGAAUGAUGUGGUUCGCACCGUGGGUCGAUAAACACAACAAUCUAACUCUUUCAAAACUGAGCUGUGGCCCGCACGCUUACCCAAACGACAUGAUACCAACUUUAAAACAUCUGAACUGUUCCGGACCGCAAAUUACGUACAAGACCCCUACAAACCAAUACCGUCUCAAGUCGAACGCGUUGCUCGAAUGCCGCUUUGUGGCGAAUCCAAAUCCGUCAAUAACUUGGGUUACACCUUCGCGCGAAGUUUACCAUUGGCCAUCUCAAGCAGUCUACCACUGGAAUCCGGAUAUAACGGUGGCCGACGUUUUUUACAAACAUCCCCGUGUGCAUGACGAAUUCCUCAAUGCCAUACGCACCGUUCCUCCUAGAAUACAAGUCUUAGAAAACGGAACACUCUACAUUCAAAACGUGACGCGUGAAGAUUGCGGCAGGUACUGGUGCUACGCCAGCAACCCCGUAGCGAACUUGACCUCGGAAGUUUUACUCCACAUCGACCCCACGGACUGGAACAACAUCCGAAUUUUGAGCAUUAUUGUGGGACUUCAGUGCGCCUUCGGAUUUCUCGCACUUACCCUGAUCGUCCAAUUGCUGCGAUACAUACUGAAUAGAUUUGGUAUUCUCAAUCACUGCUGCAGUUUUUGUAAACGCGACCGAACGUCGCCUCGCGCUCGCCAAAUAUACGACAUGCUAGACAAUAUCGAGCAAUACAAAAGCCAACAACUGGAAAAGUUGCGCGAGAACUACGCUCAACAGGUCAACCGAAUUAAGGAAAACUGCAUCCAGCAAGUGGAAUGGAUCCAAGGUAGCUACCAGACGCAAGCGAAACACUUCCGAGACCUUCGGGAGUACGGAACUCAGCACCUCGUCACCUUGCGCGACCAAUACUACGACCAGGUCCGAAAGGUGCGCGAUUACUCGACGGGUCAAUUAAAUUGGGUGCGCGAGAAUUACGUCUUUCAAAGAAACAAAAUUCGCAAAUUUAGCGCGCAUAAAGUGUUACGUUUGCGGGAAUCGUACAAAUACCAACAGCAAACCUUGAAUAAGGUAUUGGAAAAUCUUCCAAGUCUCUACUUCGAUAACUGUCGCGCUGGUACGUGCGGACGAGCGGAAUCGAGUGUCUUCGAGGUCGACGAAGUGAACGGUAUCGACAUGUACAUUAAAUCAAAAAUCGAACAAUUGGCUCAGCUCGACGAUCUGACGGAUUGUGCAACGCAGAGUAGGCUUUCCCUGUACUACACGCCGACCGAGCGAUCGCUAGCAUCCAGAACCGUCUCGCCGCCGGCCGGUGUCCACAUCAAUUACAUCGAAAGAAAACCCAAAUUCCCAGACCUUCAGGAUUGGAACAGAAUGGGAGCGAGCUCCACCACUAUGGAAAAUCUUCCCGACCUCCAGGAUACCGUUGAUAAGUGUGAUAUUAAAUCUAGUGCUAGUUUACCAAAAUUGCCUUCAUAUGAAGAACACAUUAUAGAGCAUAUCAAUCAGUAUGGAGAUUGCAAAAACGACGUUGAAACUGCUUUGUAGCCCACUUUAAUAAUAACUUGUGACAGCUGUGAUAAGGUGUGAGUGAAACUAUCACAGUGUAGAGUCGUCAGCUAUGGUGUGCCAAUCGACUUAUUAUAUUGUUAAACCGUUCAGUAUUUUCAACACAUUAUUUUGCAAUUAUCUCUUCUAGUUGAUUGACAAUUUGGGGCCGUCGCAAUACCACUUUACUUAUACCCGCUAAUUUUGCAAUAAUCUUAAUAAAACAAGACUAAAUCAAAAAUGCCCAUACUAGACUUGGAUAUACCUAGUCAGUGCUUCACCUAUCAAUUGGAGACUGAGCAAUUAGAAUUUACGUUUGCUUUUAGCAAGUACCUAAUUUAAUGACAAAAAAAUGGUAGCAAUUGCAAUUGAUGGAUACUUAGGAAAUGUUUUUAAUUUUUUUAUAGAUUAAUAUUAAAAUGCCAAGAGUAGCUCUUAGAUAAACUUUAAGUGUUAAGUAGAUGAUCAUAGUUAUAAGUGAAUUCUACACUGGAAUAGAAAGUUUUUGCGGGUACCAAUUCAAAGGAAACUAUUUUUCUUAAAUAAAGAGAGACAAGAAUUCUGAACUUGGGGGAAAAUUGGCUAACUGUACGCUCUCUUCUUCCACAGAUUAAUUUGCGGUUAGCCACCAUCCUAACGUAUUGAAUGUUUAUUAUGUACCUUUUGUGAUUUAUCUACAUGUAAAUUAUAUGGCAUGUACUUGUUAAUCAAAUAAAAGCGAGAAGCUAUAUUCAUUUAUAAACGAAAA